AUGGCUUGGGAUCAGACAAGGCUGCUAGCAGUUGCUACAUUGUCUACGGCCCUAGUUCUUGGUUCACUGUGGUAUAACGAUGUUGUCACUGUAGAAAUUAAAUGGCCCGUUCGAGGUAAGAAGGGCAUAAGCAAAAUGAAAACUGGCUUUGUUGCUCCAAAGGGCAUUGAACAGCUAAUUGGCAAUACGCCAAUGGUUCGAAUCAAUUCACUUAGUGAUGCUACCGGCUGUGAAAUUUAUGGUAAAAUGGAAGUUCAAAAUCCUGGUGGAAGCGCCAAGGAUAGAGUGGCUCUAGCUAUUAUUGAAAAUGCAGAAGCUCAGAACCUCAUUACACCGCAUUCUGGUGAUAUGAUUUUUGAAGGAACCUCUGGAUCCACUGGUAUAUCAUUAGCAAUGCUUUGCAGGGCCAAAGGGUAUAUUGCUCACAUUGUAGUACCAGAUGAUACUUCGCAAGAAAAGGUUGAUCUGCUAGAAAAUCUGGGUGCCGUUGUUCACAAGGUUCGGCCUGCUGGAAUCGCUGACCCUAAACAAUACGUCAAUUAUGCCAAAGCUGCCGCAAUGGAGAUUAAUAACAACCCUGAGAAUAAACAUAGAGCUCUCUUUGCCGACCAGUUUGAAAAUGAGGCAAACUGGAAGACUCACUACGAUCAUACUGGCCCUGAAAUAUAUAGCCAGAUCUCCGAAGUAUUACCAAAGGGCAAGACCCUAGAUGCAUUCAUCACUGGUGCUGGUACGGGAGGAACCAUAUCAGGAGUGUCCAAGUAUCUCAAGGAAAGAUUGCCCCAUGUAAAGGUCGUUAUCUCGGACCCCCCAGGAAGUGGGUUCUAUAACAAAGUCAAAUAUGGUGUCAUGUUUGAUUUGAAAGAAAAAGAGGGCACCCGGAGACGUCAUCAAGUCGAUACUGUAGUAGAGGGAAUAGGUCUGAAUAGAAUUACAAGAAACUUCUCUGCCGGAUCGGACUAUAUCGAUGACGCUAUUCGUGUGAAAGAUGAAGAAUCGGUGAAAAUGGCAAAGUACCUUGUAGACAAUGACGGCCUAUUUGUUGGAAGCUCGUCUGCCGUUAACUGUGUAGCUACGUACAAAUAUGCCAAACAGUUGGGUCCAGGUCAUACUAUCGUGACUAUACUAUGCGAUUCUGGGUCACGGCACUUGUCCAAGUUUUGGAAACUAGCCAAAGAAUCUGCCUCCAUCAAAGACCUCUCCCAGCUGUAA
Sugiyamaella lignohabitans is the source of this 1212-nucleotide messenger RNA. RefSeq names its product putative cysteine synthase. NCBI's taxonomy places the organism in Eukaryota, Fungi, Ascomycota, Dipodascomycetes, Dipodascales, Trichomonascaceae. The coding region runs from base 1 to 1212 and encodes 403 amino acids. Gene Ontology annotation, cellular component: cytoplasm. The transcript has a single exon. The record is from RefSeq and is a predicted model, not a curated record. Gene Ontology annotation, molecular function: cysteine synthase activity.